AUGGGCAGGGCCCUGGAACGAUUGGGCACCCCUCAAGGUGAAGGUACCAUCCCUCCAUUCAGACCAUUUACUGAUUUAACAAUUUUAAAUUCCAUGAAGGAAAUGGAACAACAUAUGUAUUCUCCAGGUUAUCAAAUAUUUCGAUACAAUAAUUUCUUGUAUCUUUUAAGUGAAUAUCAUCCUAGUGAUGCAGUGAAUUUUGCCAACGUUCGUAAUCAUUCAUUGUUGAAAUUUAUAACUCGUCAAAAAAGAGCGCAUGAAGUAUUACAAGAUGAAAAAAGCAACAUCAGUACCGAAGAACAUUAUGAUGUACGGAUAUAUGAAAGUUUUUUAGCAUAUGAAUUAUAUUCAUCAAGAGUUUUCAUGAGACAAUUGAUCAAGCAAGCAUCAUUUGAUCAUCAAAUGUAUAAUCACGAAGAAUUGGUUCAAACGAAUAUUUCUAAUUACAUUAGGUACUUGCUAAAUUUGCCAGUAAAUGUUAAUGUGAAUGAACUAAAUGAUGUGGAAAAGAAGCAUUAUGAAUUUAAAGCUUUAUUUAAAAGAAUUGCUGAUGCCUUGUAUCAAAUGAAGAAGGACGAAACAAGUGAUGAAAUUUCAAAUGAAAAGGAAAUAAAGACAAAAUUGUUAUUGGAAGCAAUCACCAAGGUUUCUUAUGAGUAUAUUUUGUUGGAGAAAUAUAAUAUUGAAAUUUUGAAUAAGUUCAGUGAUAAUAAUAUACUUGAAAAGAGAGUUUUAAAAUACUUGUUUAGUAAGUUUCAUGAAAGAGUUAAAGUUCAUAAUCCUGAAAGUACAAAACUUUUACUUUUCAAUACGUUUUACUCCGUUCAGUAUGGCUGGUAUCUUGCAGUUGCAUGCCCUUUUGUGAGAGUUUUUGAAACCAACGUUUAUGCUGAGGAUAAAGAUCUAAUUGCCAAUAAAGCUGCUUAUGAAGAAAUUGAGCUGAAGACUAGCAAGCGAGAUUUUUCCCAAUCCGACCAAAUGUUGUUUGAUACAUAUUUCAAGAAAUUGAUGUUUUCCUCAUUCCAAGAAUAUAGUACCAUGAGUUCCGAGAAAUUAAUCAAAUUGCUUAAAUUAAUAGAUAAUCAAUCCCCAAAGUAUUCCCGAAUGAAUAGACAUGAAAUUCCUGAUCCAUCAUCGACGUUUUCCCACAAGCCUAUGAAUUUUGAAUAUUAUAGCGAUGGACUUGCCACGAUUGAAUCUAAUUCGUUUGAUAUGAUUGACUCUCCAGAUUUACCAUUGCAAGUUACUGUGGAAAAUUAUAAGACCAUAAUUGGAGAAUUUUAUAGAAUUUUGAAACCCGGAGGAAUUUUUGAAACUAAAUCUAUGCAAUUUGGUUCCAGAUCAGUUGUGGACUUUUUAGAAAAACAUAAAGGUGGUGGAUAUCCAAGAAGUUGGGAUUUUGAUGUCUUUAAUCUAGAAUGUUUUUAUGAUGUUGUGCCUCAAUUUGUUGAAGCAAUUCUCAAAGAAUUGAAUUUCGUGUUUGGAACCGGCAAUGUUAAAUUCACAGUAUUGUUAGUUUGUGCCAACCUGGAAGUUAAUAACUUCUUGAUUAAAUUUAGUGGUUUAAAACUAUUCGAAUUGGCUGGAAAAUUUAAUGAUUAUUGUUCAAUGUUUGAAGAUCAAGGCGAUUCAAGUAUGAUAGACAAAGAUUCUAGUGUACAUUUCGUGGUACACAUUAGAGCUAGGAAGACAGUGCCAUUCCGCUCCUUUGAUAGAGAGACAUGA
This is a messenger RNA of Spathaspora passalidarum NRRL Y-27907, 1725 nucleotides long. RefSeq lists its product as uncharacterized. The record is from RefSeq and is a predicted model, not a curated record. NCBI's taxonomy places the organism in Eukaryota, Fungi, Ascomycota, Pichiomycetes, Serinales, Debaryomycetaceae. Bases 1 to 1725 code for a protein of 574 amino acids. The transcript has a single exon.